This is a messenger RNA of Oldenlandia corymbosa var. corymbosa, 1063 nucleotides long. NCBI's taxonomy places the organism in Eukaryota, Viridiplantae, Streptophyta, Magnoliopsida, Gentianales, Rubiaceae. The record is from the annotation of a GenBank genome assembly.
AACAGAAAAAGGAAAAAAAAGUACAAUCACAUUUAAGCCUAAGCCUCCCAUUUACUCCUUAGGCUCCUUCUUCAUUUUCUUUGACUCCCUGCAAUGGCUAAGUUUGUUGCUCUUCUGCUUUUGGCCCUCAUGGCCUUCUCCAUGGUUGCCACCACUGUUAUGGCCAAUGCCAACACUGCAGGCCGGGUAAGCCGAAUUCGCCGCAUUUAUAUACAUAACCAACUAUUAAAAUGGAACGGAAAGAUUAGUUAAAUUCGCUUUGAUUUCCAUGCUUAAUGUUUCUAAUGGAGUUUCUAACCAGUACUUUUCCUUUAUACGGAAUUUCGUGUUGCAGUCAAAAUAUGGUGAAGGAAGCCUCAAGCCAUGGCAAUGCAAGCCAGAGUGCAAUAGGAGAUGUGGGAGGACACAAUACAGGAAGCCUUGCCUAUUCUUCUGCAACAAAUGCUGCAACACUUGCCUCUGUGUCCCCCCUGGUUACUACGGAAACAAGCAAGUUUGCAAGUGCUACAACAACUGGAAAACACAGGAAGGACGCCCCAAAUGUCCUUAAAUUCAACUCAAUUAGUUUUUCGAUUAUCAAUUUCUAAUGUCGUUUUUAACUAUCCAAAAUCACCCUAGGUUCGCUAAUUCGUUUAGCGAAGCUAGUGGUGUCAAAGCUUACUAUUAUUGUCUCUCUCUCUCUAAUUGUUGUCUUCAUAGAAAGUCAUAUUUUCUAUGACUUCUAUUACGUUUAUUACAAUAUAUUUGUUUUUUUUUUUUCUUCUUCAGGGCAAGGAAAAAGUUUUUACCUUUGCCCAUAUAUGCAUUAAUGAAGAUGUCAUAUUUGUCAUUGUAAUGUGACCAAAUCUUUUUGGUCCUUUUGUAUUCCAAGAUUUGUUGCUUUCAAAUCUGAAUAUCUAAUGGUACUCUCAGUUUUUCAAGGUUAUCCCCACGUGCCACAAAGAUUCACACAGUUCUUAUUUAGUACUAAUGUCGUUUUAGAAAAAUAGUUUACAUUGAAUUUUGAAAUUUGUAUUAAAAAUAGUACAAAACUUAAUGUGAAUUAUUUUUGUGGGAUGGAAGG